AUGGACCCUCAAGAAGCGAGUGGUGAAGAAAGAAACCUAAUUGAAAUUUUGAAAGAAAACUGUCCUAUUGAUAUGAACAAAUAUAUCAGUUAUGUUCAAUCUCCACAAUGUGGUGCUAUAGCAACUUUUGCUGGCACAACACGUGACACCUUUGAUGGCAAAACUGUGUUGGAGCUCAGGUAUGAAGCUUAUGUGCCCAUGGCUGUGCGUUGCAUUAAAUCCAUUUGUUCUUCUGCACGAUCAAUGUGGAAUAUCUACUCUAUUGCAGCUGCUCAUCGCCUGGGCGCUGUCCCCGUAGGAGAGAUCAGCGUGUUUAUUGCAAUCUCUGCUGUGCACCGUGCUGAUGCAUUGGAUGCUUGUAAGUUCCUAAUUGAUGAAGUUAAAGCAACUGUUCCCAUAUGGAAGAAGGAAGUUUAUACGAACGGAGAGGUCUGGAAGGAAAACUCUGAGUUUCUAGAAAGGAGGCCCGAACUUGGGAAAACUGAGAAUAAUAAGGAUAGAUCAUGCUGUAGUAGAAAAGUCAAGGCGGAAGAACCUCAGAAACAGGGCUGUUGUGGGGAGAAGGAAUAUGUGAUGGAUAGACCAGACAGCAUCGACACAUCUUUGACUGCACAAGAAUGGCAUUUGCUGCACGCAGAGCUUCACCGGCCUAAAUUUCCAGCUUCUGGCAAUGUUUCUAAAUGA
Oldenlandia corymbosa var. corymbosa is the source of this 684-nucleotide messenger RNA. The record is from the annotation of a GenBank genome assembly. Lineage: Eukaryota; Viridiplantae; Streptophyta; Magnoliopsida; Gentianales; Rubiaceae.